Molecule: messenger RNA, 1155 nt
Organism: Paracoccidioides lutzii Pb01
Product: 60S ribosomal protein L3
Exons: 4
Coding region: 1-1155 (384 amino acids)
Biological process (GO): translation; ribosomal large subunit assembly
Cellular component (GO): cytosolic large ribosomal subunit; ribosome
Molecular function (GO): RNA binding; structural constituent of ribosome
Source: RefSeq, a predicted model, not a curated record
AUGUUUAUAGGCUCUCUUGCCUUCCUUCCCAGGAAGCGCAGUGCCAGACAUAGGGGGAAGGUUAAGAGCUUCCCCAAAGAUGACCCCAAGAAGCCUGUCCACCUCACGGCUGCCAUGGGCUACAAGGCUGGCAUGACCACUGUUGUCCGUGAUCUCGAGCGUCCUGGUGCCAAGAUGCACAAGAAGGAGAUCGUUGAGGCUGUUACCAUUGUUGAGACCCCUCCGAUGAUCGCUGUUGGUGUUGUUGGAUACAUCGAGACUCCCCGUGGUCUCCGAUCUCUCACUACCGUCUGGGCCGAACACUUGAGCGAUGAGGUCAAGAGACGCUUCUACAAGAACUGGUAUAAGAGUAAGAAGAAGGCCUUCACUAAAUACGCCAAGAACCACUCUGAAAACACCGGUGCCUCCGUCUCUCGCGAACUCGAACGGAUCAAGAAAUACUGCACCGUUGUCCGUCUCCUUGCCCACACUCAAAUCCGCAAGACCCCCCUUAAGCAGAAGAAGGCUCAUCUUAUGGAAGUCCAAGUCAACGGUGGCAGCAUUGCGGACAAGGUGGACUUCGCUCACGGUCUGUUUGAGAAACCCAUCCAGAUCGACAGCGUGUUUGAGCAGGAUGAGAUGAUAGACGUUAUUGCAGUUACCAAGGGUCAUGGAUUCAAUGGCGUCACCAGCAGAUGGGGAACCAAAAAGCUUCCUCGUAAGACACACAAGGGUCUCCGAAAGGUUGCCUGCAUUGGUGCCUGGCAUCCAUCUCACGUCCAGUGGACUGUUGCUCGUGCGGGUCAAGAUGGUUAUCACCACCGAACAUCGUGCAACCACAAAAUCUACCGCAUUGGCAAAGGCUCAGAUGAGGGCAAUGCCUCGACUGAAUUUGACGUCUCGAAGAAACAGAUCACACCAAUGGGCGGUUUCGUCCGAUACGGCGAGGUCAAGAAUGACUACGUCAUGCUCAAGGGCUCCGUCCCAGGUGUCAAGAAGCGGGUUCUCACUCUGCGGAAGACACUCUACCCACAGGUGAGCCGUAAGGCGUUGGAGAAGGUCGAGUUGAAAUGGAUCGAUACCUCGUCGAAAUUCGGACACGGAGCAUUCCAGACCCCAGCAGAGAAGCGGGCGUUCAUGGGCACCCUCAAGAAGGAUCUCGUUACUGCUGCAUGA